Molecule: messenger RNA, 858 nt
Organism: Rhipicephalus microplus (southern cattle tick)
Lineage: Eukaryota; Metazoa; Arthropoda; Arachnida; Ixodida; Ixodidae
Source: RefSeq, a predicted model, not a curated record
GGGAAGGACAUAGAGCAGCGUAUUCUGUGUGCCAUGGCGAGACAUAUAGCUGCCUUUCUUGUGACGUUCGCUGGCAUAACGUAUGGCAUCCUAGCUAUUGCUUUUGCCGAAGAAGCAAAAGCAGCAGUGAGCCCUGUUUCAGGAAGGGCUGGCAAUGAAGAAGCUAGGAUUGGCGGACGUCAGCUUGAUUCAUUAGCUGGGCAAACGUUCGGCAGGGAAGACGCUCGUCAGCUUGACUCAUUAGCUGGACAAACUUUCGGCAGGGAAUAUGGACGUCAGCUUGACUCAUUAGCUGGACAAACCUUCGGCCGAGAAGAUGGCCGUCAGCUUGACACACUAUCUGGACAAACCUUUGGCAGAGAAUAUGGCCGUCAGCUUGAUACAUUAGCUGGACAAACCUUUGGUAGGGAAUAUGGCCGUCAGCUCGACUCAUUAGCUGGACAAACUUUCGGCAGAGAAUAUGGCCGUCAGCUUGACUCAUUAGCUGGACAAACCUUUGGCCGAGAAGAUGCUCGUCAACUUGACUCUUUAGCUGGACAAACUUUCGGCAGAGAAUAUGGCCGUCAGCUUGACUAGUUGGCUGGACAAACCUUCGGCAGAGAAGAUGCUCGACAGCUGUACUCGUUAGCUGGGCAAGCCUUCGGCAAAAAAGAUGACCGUCAGCUUGACUCGUUGGCUGGACAAACGUUUGGUUGAAUUGAUGGCUUACAGUUAAACAUGUUGAGUAGACGAACGUUUGGCUACAUCUCAAGUGAUAGACCAAACCAAAUGUGCAAUGCUACGAUGAAUUCUUUCGCUUAACACUCACUGUUUUGUUAUUGCUUCUGAAAUCAUUAAUAAAGAAUAUUUCUUCGGUAU